Messenger RNA from Caenorhabditis elegans, 1611 nucleotides. It is a transcript of the gene ugt-35, whose product is annotated as glucuronosyltransferase. The transcript has 7 exons. Bases 1 to 1611 code for a protein of 536 amino acids. NCBI's taxonomy places the organism in Eukaryota, Metazoa, Nematoda, Chromadorea, Rhabditida, Rhabditidae. The record is from RefSeq and is marked reviewed. Gene Ontology annotation, molecular function: glucuronosyltransferase activity; UDP-glycosyltransferase activity. Gene Ontology annotation, cellular component: membrane.
AUGACAUGUAGAAAAACCAUUCUCUUCUUCCUCAUAUCUAUUUUAUUCCAAAAUUCAAAAUCUGUUAAUUUUCUAGUGUAUUGCCCAUUAUUUGCACAUAGCCAUCACACAUUUCUUGCUAAAAUAGCAGAUACACUUUCCGAAGAAGGGCAUAAUGUGACAUUUCUUGCUCCGAUUAUAGUUCAAAAAUAUGAAAAUUUCAAAUAUCUAAAGCAUACUACUGAUAUAAUCUAUAUUCAACCCGAUGAAGAAUUGAAGAAACUUGGCGAAAUAAUGGGAUCUGCUGGAUUUUCUAAAUAUUGGACCGAGGAGCCAAGUGUGUUCUCGAUGAUUCCUUCAAUAAAAUUGUUUCAAAAAAUGUUUCAUAAAAUAUAUGAAAAUUUAAGAGCCGACUUAUCUAUUCUAGAUUCUCUGAAAGAUAGAAAGUUUGAUGCAAUGAUCUACGAAGUUUUGGCAUUUAAUGCUAUCGCAAUUCAACAAUAUCUGGGAAUCAAAACUCUGUAUCCAACAUUUUCCGUCACACAUGGAAUGGUAUUAAGUAAAUCAAUUGGAGAACCAGCAUCUCCUGCUACUCUUUCAAGUGCAUUAUCUCCAUACGGCGAAAAAAUGAAUUUUCAAGAAAGAUUGAUGAACACUGUAUGUGCUUUUAUCUAUCAAGUUUUUAUGAAGCCCCCAAAAAUGAUUUCAUACUCACAUCCAUACUAUGAAAUUGAUCUAAAGGAAGCUGAAUCCAAAGCGAGUUUUGUAUUUCUAAACUCAAAUCCUUAUUUGGAUUUCCCUCGUCCGAUGCUCACUAAAACAGUUUUGAUUGGUGGAAUUUCAGUAAAUACAUCUCAAAUUAGAGAAGAAAGACUAUCAGAUGAAUAUCACAAUAUUCUAAACAUAAGAGUGAAAACAGUUUUAAUCUCUUUUGGAUCAAUCAUGCUUUCAACAGACAUGCCAGAUAGAUACAAAUCAAUUAUUGUUAAAGUGAUUGAAGAAUUUCCAAAUGUAACAUUUAUUUGGAAAUACGAGUCCGAUGAACUAGAUUUUGCAAACAAUCUCAAAAACUUGCACUUUUUCAAAUGGAUUCCUCAGACGGCACUUUUAGCCGAUUCUCGUCUUUCUGCAUUUAUCACUCAUGCUGGAUUGGGAAGUAUAAAUGAAUUGAGUUACAUGGGUAAACCUGCAAUUCUUGUUCCAAUUUUUGCGGAUCAACUGAGAAAUGCAAAAAUGUUGGUUAGACAUAAUGGAUCUAUUUCACUCGAAAAACAAGAUUUGGGAAAUUUUGAAAAAUUGCGCGUGUCGUUAGCCAAAAUUUUAAAAGACAACAGUUUUCAAGAGAAUGCAGAAAUCUUGGCAAGACAACUCAACAAUCAACCCAUUUCUCCCCGUGAACUUCUCAUAAAACAUGCAACAUUUGGUGCAGAGUUCGGAGAGCUCCCUUCUUUGGAUCCGUAUUCACGACAAAUGUCGUUUUUUUCUCUCAAUAUGAUUGACAUUUUCCUGUUUUUAGGUGUAUUUUUGGCUAUUCUAGUUUAUUUUCUGUUCACUUUUUUACGACUAUUACUUAACUUGCUUCUAAAGAAAAAAGCGGUUGAAAAAUCACAAGAAAAUAGAAAAACGAAGUAA